Messenger RNA from Vanessa atalanta (red admiral), 930 nucleotides. RefSeq names its product signal recognition particle 14 kDa protein (gene Srp14). The record is from RefSeq and is a predicted model, not a curated record. Lineage: Eukaryota; Metazoa; Arthropoda; Insecta; Lepidoptera; Nymphalidae. The transcript has 3 exons. Gene Ontology annotation, cellular component: signal recognition particle, endoplasmic reticulum targeting. The coding region runs from base 190 to 513 and encodes 107 amino acids. Gene Ontology annotation, molecular function: endoplasmic reticulum signal sequence receptor activity; 7S RNA binding. Gene Ontology annotation, biological process: SRP-dependent cotranslational protein targeting to membrane.
AUAAAGUCAACGUGUAUUCCUGUCUUGCGUGGAAUUCGUGUAGACUGUAGAAUAGAAUUUCAGUACGUGAAGAUAAAACUGUGGUUCUGAAAUGUAUAGAAGUGAUUAAUUGAUAUAUUACUAUAUCAUUGCCGAAAGUUAACCUUAAUCCUAAUGAAAAAUUAAAUUAUAAGCUUGCAUAUUAUAAUCAUGGUCCUGUUAGGAAAUGAUGAGUUUCUGAUGGAGCUAUCAAAAUUAUUUCAAAAAGCCAGAGCAUCUGGAUCAGUCACAAUGACUAUGAAAAGAUAUGAUGGUAGAACUAAACCCGAGCCACGAGAUGGAACUCCAGUUGUUAAGAAUCCAGAAUUUAAGUGUCUGGUCAGAGCACAGUCAAGGAGCAAGAAAAUAUCAACAGUUAUAGAGCAGCGGGAUGUUGAAAAAUUUACUACUGCAUAUUCAAACCUUCUAAAAACUAGUGUUAAUGGGUUAAAACGUUUAAAGAAGCCUAAGAAAAAAGCAAUGGCGGCGCAAUAAAUAACCAUAUAGUAGUGUCAAGAGACUGAAGCAAUAGUGAUGUGUAAAUGAACUUAUUGUGGAUGUGCCACUGUUUAUGCCAUACAAGUUGGCUGAGGUCCAUUGAAGUGUGCUUUUCUCUCUGUGAGAUGAAGAGUUGGAGUCUUGCCUGUAUGGCUGGUGACUGUGGUGCUUAAGUCACUGACCAUCUGUCCUUUCUCCUGAUUUAUAUAUUAAAGUUUUUAACAUUUAUCAAAUAAAUACUGCUGGUUCUCAAUUUCUCUGUCAUUUUUAAUGUAAUUUUAAUAUACCUUAUAUAUUUUUAAGGGAAAAGUUUCUGGGGCUUUAUGUCACAAUAGAUUUUAUUUGUAAAAUAAGGUUUAUUAUGUAUUUAUUAAACAGUUUAUUGAAAUUGCAUUUAAAAUAACAAUUAUAAGA